AUGCUGCCUGGAGCCCACUUGCUACCUGGAGCCUACAUGCUGUCUGGAGCCUACAUGCUGCCUAGAGCCCACAUGCUGCCUGGAACCCACAUGUUGCCUGGAGUCCACAUGCUGCCUGAAACCCACAUGCUGCCUGAAGCCCUCUUGCUUCCUGGAGCUCACAUUUUGCCUGGAGCCCACAUACUGCCGGGAACCAUAAUUCUGCCUGAAGCUCACAAGUUGCCUCAAGCCCAUUUGCUGCCUGAAGCACACUUGCUGCUUGGAGUCAAAAUUCUGCCUGAAGCCCACAUGCUACCUGAAGCCCACUUGCUGCCUGAAGCCCACAUGCUGCCUGCAGCCCAAAUUCUGCCUAAAGCCCACAUUCUGCCUGAAGCCCACUUACUGCCUGGAGUCCACAUGCUGCCUGAAGCUCACUUGCUGCCUGGAGCCCACAUGCUGCCUGGAGCCCACAUGCUGCGUGGAGCCCACAAUGUGCCUGAAGCCCACAUGCAGCCUGGAGCCCAAAUGCUGCCUGAUGCCCACAUGCUGCCUGAAGCCCACUUCCUGCCUGAAGCCCACUUCCUGCCUGAAGCCCACUUCCUGCCUGGAGCACACUUGAUACCCGGAGCCCACUUGCUGCCUGUCCACAUGCUGCAUGGAACCCACAUGCUGCCUGAAGCCCUCUUGCUUCCUGGAGCUCACAUUUUGCCUGGAGCCCACAUACUGCCUGGAGCCCAAAUUCUGCCUGAAACCUACAUGCUGUCUGAAGCCCACUUGCUGCCUGGAGCACACUUGCUGCUUGGAGCCCACAAUCUGCCUGAAGCCCACAUGCGGCCAGGACCCUAA
Messenger RNA from Procambarus clarkii (red swamp crayfish), 825 nucleotides. The record is from RefSeq and is a predicted model, not a curated record. NCBI's taxonomy places the organism in Eukaryota, Metazoa, Arthropoda, Malacostraca, Decapoda, Cambaridae.